AUGACUAGAUUUGUUAGUUUAUAUUACGAAGUAUUCGGUAAAGUACAAGGAGUAUGGUUUCGAAAAUACACAAAAGACAAAGUGAAUGAAUUAAAACUUGUUGGAUACGUAAAAAAUACGGAAAGAGGUACAGUAAGCGGAAUCGCACAAGGUGAAAGAGAAAAAAUCGAAAUUUUUAAAAAAUGGUUACAAUAUGAAGGAUCACCUUCAUCCAGAAUUGAUAAAACCACUUUACAAGAAGAAGAAAUUGAAAAAGUUGAAUUUCAUGGAUUUGAAAUUAAACAUUAA
Rhizophagus irregularis DAOM 181602=DAOM 197198 is the source of this 288-nucleotide messenger RNA. RefSeq lists its product as uncharacterized. NCBI's taxonomy places the organism in Eukaryota, Fungi, Glomeromycota, Glomeromycetes, Glomerales, Glomeraceae. The record is from RefSeq and is a predicted model, not a curated record. Gene Ontology annotation, molecular function: acylphosphatase activity.